ACAACAGAUAUUACGUAAUAUACCCGCGACUCCUCAAGUUGUAAAGCAAAGAGCUUGUACCAUGCUCUGUUAGGAUUGCUGGUAUUGUCAGUUUUAAGCAACGUAAGGGUAAUUUUUUAAGUUUAUUUUAUAUCAGAGUGAUCAGAUGAAACAACGCCAUCAAGAAAUCGGACAUAAUCCUUAAGUAACCUCAGUAAAGUUGGUAAAUGAAUGCUACCCGAGAGGAAUGGAACUCCUGCCAAUACUAGAACCAGAGGACAAGCCGCGAGAAAAGCAAUGGUAUGCCUUGGUACCCAGAGGACAAUGUCCUGGAGUCAGUGUUGGUCACACCUGCACUUUUUUACCAUUUGAUGAGGGAGGAAAGGGAAAGAUUGUCAUUGUAGGAGGCGCCAACCCAAAUGGCAGUUUCUCUGAAUCCAGUGUCAUUGACCUAGACCGUCAUGAGUGGGACAUUCCAGAGUGGGAGGGCUUGCAGGCCCGCUACGAGCACUGCAGCUUCUCACCUGAGGGCAGCCCCAGAAGUUUGUGGGUGUUCGCCGGAGCUGAGCAAAGUGGAAACCGCAACUGUGUCCAGGUCUUACAGUUGGCAGCAGACAGUGGUUCCUGGAGAAACAUACAGGCAACGGGAGAGCCGCCCUCUCCCAGGACUUACCACACUAGCACAGCCUGUGUUGGGCACCAGCUCUUUGUCUUCUCGGGGGGAGAUGCUGGGUCCACGCCUGUGGCUGAUCCACAACUUCAUGUCUUUGAUACAGGUACGUCGACGUGGUCCCAGCCUGCGACCAAAGGAAAGCCCCCCUCCCCCAGACAUGGCCAUGUGGUGGUGGCUGUAGGAACCACCAUCUUUAUCCAUGGUGGCCUCGAAGGGGACAAGUUUCACAGUGACAUGUACUCCCUUGACACCGUCACCAUGAGGUGGGAGAAGGUGAAAACCAAGGGGGACGUUCCCUCAGGAAGAGCCUCUCACUGUGCGGUGACUCUGAGGAACUGCAUCUACAUCUUUGGUGGGAUGAUGGCAGAGGGAGCCACCAACUCUAUGUAUAAGUUCCAUACAGGCAAACACCGGUGGACCUUGAUGAAGUUUGAAGGGGACCUACCCUCGAACAGACUGGAUCACUCCAUGUGUGUGGUGCCCUGGUGCGUGAGGACUGAGUCUGCUGGAGAGGGCGAUACUGCACAGAGCAGGAAGCCAGAGGACCCCCAUCUCUGUUUUGUGUUUGGGGGAAUGGACACUGAGGGAGUGAUAUUCAAUGACUGCCUUGUUACUGUUCUGACAUAACCAAGAACUAUAAUUCUGUUGUGUGUAAAUAAACUGUCACAUGUAUUUCAUAUACCUUGUGUUCUACCUA
Clupea harengus (Atlantic herring) is the source of this 1349-nucleotide messenger RNA. It is a transcript of the gene rabepk, whose product is annotated as Rab9 effector protein with kelch motifs. The record is from RefSeq and is a predicted model, not a curated record. NCBI's taxonomy places the organism in Eukaryota, Metazoa, Chordata, Actinopteri, Clupeiformes, Clupeidae. Gene Ontology annotation, molecular function: protein binding.